Aethalodelphis obliquidens (Pacific white-sided dolphin) is the source of this 978-nucleotide messenger RNA. RefSeq names its product defender against cell death 1 (gene DAD1). Gene Ontology annotation, cellular component: membrane; oligosaccharyltransferase complex. The record is from RefSeq and is a predicted model, not a curated record. Lineage: Eukaryota; Metazoa; Chordata; Mammalia; Artiodactyla; Delphinidae. The coding region runs from base 64 to 405 and encodes 113 amino acids. The transcript is spliced from 3 exons. Gene Ontology annotation, biological process: protein N-linked glycosylation.
GGUGUGGUCGUCGGUUCCGCUAGGAGUUUGGGGUACGCCGGCCGGAAUAUCGAGCGUGUAGUCAUGUCGGCGUCGGUGUUGUCGGUCAUCUCGCGGUUCUUAGAAGAGUACUUGAGCUCCACUCCUCAGCGUCUGAAGUUGUUGGACGCGUACCUCCUGUAUAUACUGCUGACCGGGGCGCUGCAAUUCGGUUAUUGUCUCCUCGUGGGGACCUUCCCCUUCAACUCUUUCCUCUCGGGCUUCAUCUCCUGUGUGGGGAGUUUUAUCCUAGCGGUUUGUCUGAGAAUACAGAUCAACCCACAAAACAAAGCGGAUUUCCAAGGCAUCUCCCCGGAGCGAGCCUUUGCUGAUUUUCUCUUUGCCAGCACCAUCCUGCACCUUGUUGUCAUGAACUUCGUUGGCUGAAUCAUUCCCAUUUAAUUGAGGCGUAGGAGACUGGAAGAAUGUGAAGAAAUUGUGGCUCAGAUGCACCGAUCAAGCCAGGAUUAGAAGGACAAGCAGUGUUCAGGCAAACUUUGCCUUUUUCAUUAUGAUCCACUCUCUGACUGAGCUGUUUCAGUCUGUUAUUUCUGGUUCAUCGACACUACUAUUUUUCCUCCACAGUUAGAUCUUUCUGGCCUCUGUGCCAUUACUUUAACAUUUCUUUCUAUUUCAGAAUGCACUUAAAUCCACAUAAACCAUGCAUUUCUUGAUAUCUGGGCCCUACAAAUACCGCAGUAAGUUCAAUAGGUCUCAGUCACCACAUUAAGCCUCCUACUUCAGUGACAUAUUGUCUACUUACUGGGUUUUAUUGAUAAUCCUGUCCCAGUCCCAUAGAUGAAUGUAUUAUAAAUCACAGCACCGUGCUGCCUGACAAGAAUUCCUGAGCUAUCUUGAUAAUAGAUUAAUGUGAUUAGCAUGUAUCUAUCCUCCUUCCUGGGAACUCUGGCUGGGAUUUCCCCCUUUUUCUAUUAUUGAAAUAAAAGACUAAGCCAUGGA